CUGCUACAUUUGUGGGAAACUACAGACAAAGUUUACACGUCACUUAAAAACUCACGAGAAAACACAUGCAGAUGUUGCUCAAGUUUUAAGUCUUCCCAAGAGGUCCAAACAACGUAUGAAAAUGCUUAUAAAGCUUCGCAACAAGGGAAACCACAAGCAUAACUCAGAGGUCUUGGCGAGUGGAGUUGGAUCACUAAAACUAAGACGCACAUCAAAGAAAAAGUACAAUGCAAAAGAUUACAUUCACUGCAUGUACUGCCAGGCAUUAUAUCUGCGACGAGAUCUUUGGCGACAUGUUCGAAAAUGUUCUUCAAAAGCAGUAGAAGCCACUUCAGAGAUUGGAAGAAAAAAAGUUUUGUCUUUGGCCUCUAUGAAUGAGUCAGCUUUGUGUCAGCAGAUAUCACCAGGUGUUUGGAGCGUGUUAGCUGUUAUGAAAGAUGAUGAAAUAACUUCUACUGUGCGAAGUGACUUCUCUAUUCUUCAGCUGGCCCAAUCAUUCUUUAACAAAUAUGGACAGGAUCCCACCAAAUAUGACUACAUUCGCCAGAGACUCAGAGAAUCUGGAAGACUCCUGCUCACGCUUCGCAAGGAAUUCUCAAUACAUAGUCUUGAGGAUGCUGUGAGACCUGAAAAUUUUGAUGUGGUUAUCAAAGCGGUCAAGAAAGUAUCCGGGUAUGAUGAAGAAAAGCACUGCUACCGUACUCCAAGCCUUGCUCUAAAGUUAGGUCACUCACUACAGAAAGUCAGUGAUAUUUUACAUUGCAGAGCACUCAUGGCACAAGACAGUACGCUGAUAAAGUCAACCCAGAGUUUCAAAACUCUCUAUGCUACAAAGUGGUCUGAACUCAUCUCUCACACCGCUUUAACUACGUUGAAUGAGCAGCAGUUUAACAAGCCCUCCACUCUUCCUUUCACCGAAGAUGUUCAGCGUCUUCACAGACAUCUGGAGAAGACUACAGAACAAGCAUUGAAGGACUUGGAAGACAAUAGUUCACCAAAAUCAUAUAGUGAACUGUGUAAAGCCACCAUGGCAAAUAUAAUACUUUUUAACAGAAGAAGAGGGGGAGAAAUUUCAAAGAUGACAAUGAAUGGCUUUCUGGAAAGAGACACAAGUCCCCUGCAUAAGGACGUCGCAUUUGGACUGACAGAAUUUGAACUUCGCCUUUGUCAACACUUCAGUCGUGUUGAAUUAAGGGGUAAAAGAGGCCGGAAGGUUGCAGUGUUACUCUCGCCAGACAUGGUGAAUGCCAUAACACGCCUAAUAGAAAAAAGAAAAGACUGUGGUGUUCUGGCAGAAAACCUGUUCCUGUUUGCCAGACCUCAUUGUCUGACUCCCUACAGAGGACAGGACUGUUUGAGGUUUUAUGCCAGUGAAUGUGGGGCUGAAAACCCUGAGCUCCUCAGGUCAAUGCAAUUACGCAAACAUGUUGCAACUUUGUCUCAGAUCUUGAACCUCAAGAAUCACGAGUUGGACCAAGUUGCUAACUUCCUUGGCCACGAUAUUCGCGUUCAUCGUGAAUAUUACAGACUUCCUGAGGCUACUACCCAGCUGGCCAAGAUAUCCAAACUGCUGCUUGCCAUGGAGAAAGGAUCUCUCAGAAGCCUUCAAGGCAAAACACUUGACGAGAAUGAAAUCGAAGACAACCUACAGUUGACCGAUUCAGAUGCUGAGAGUGAGGUCGAUGCUGAGAGUGAGGUAGAUGAAGCAAAUCUCACACAUCCACAGACCGGUUCUGCAGGACCAUUGAUGGCUAGGCAACCUGUCGAGGAACCUCCAUUAUCCAUUAUCACCAUUAUCACAAGCACAAAGUAAACACACAGAUGCUAAGGAGAAAGAACCCAACACAAAACUAAAGAAGGACAAAGAGCCCAGCAGAAAAAAGAACACAAAUAAACAUUCUGUAUCUCUGGAAAGUGCUAGAAGAGCAAAAAAGAAUCCAUGGUCUCCCAUGGAGGUUGUCGCAGUCAUAUUGUUUUAAUGUUUGUCAAUGUGUUGUCUUUUACUACUAUUGUAUAUUCAUGACGUUUUCUGUUGUUUGUCCUUCUGCCUAGGGACUACAGAUGCAAAUUAGCAAACAUGCUAUAA
Molecule: messenger RNA, 2086 nt
Organism: Archocentrus centrarchus (flier cichlid)
Lineage: Eukaryota; Metazoa; Chordata; Actinopteri; Cichliformes; Cichlidae
Exons: 5
Coding region: 116-1813 (565 amino acids)
Biological process (GO): DNA recombination; DNA integration
Molecular function (GO): DNA binding
Source: RefSeq, a predicted model, not a curated record